This is a messenger RNA of Stylonychia lemnae, 4842 nucleotides long. Lineage: Eukaryota; Ciliophora; Spirotrichea; Sporadotrichida; Oxytrichidae. The record is from the annotation of a GenBank genome assembly.
AUGACAAUCGAAACUACAGAUAUCUACCAGAUUCAUAAAAUCUUCAAAUUUAAAGAGGGGAGCUCCUUCGCUAAUGACUAUGUGUGUCUUGUCUUGAAAGUGAUACCUAAGUAACUAAUAGAUUUCUAUGGCGGCUAAUACCUAUUCUAAAUAUGGAAAAAUAAGGAGAGAUUAUUCUAGCAUGCUCAUCAAAGUUAAGUAUGUUAAUUUUAUGGAACCAAAACUGAGAUCGUUUACUUAACUGAAGGAGAGAGAUAGAAUAUCAUAAUAAUCAGACCUUACUUAAACUAACAGCUUGAGAUAGUUAAUCCUUUUUUCAAUUCAGAAGGAGUGAAACUAUUUGUAAACGAUGAAUACCUUAUUGUCUCUCAAGAAAAUAAACUGAUGGGAAUCAGCUUGGAAUAAAUCCUAGAAAUGAACAAUGUAGUCUACACAGAUCCUCUAGUGGAAUAUGAAAAUGAAUUUGAAAAUAUGUUGUCUCUAAACGAAUCAGGGUCAUCUAAUUCAAGUCUCCUAAGAGGUACUGCUUAGUACAAAUCAGGCAUGAAUAUAAAUCUAAAAUCCUUUCAGGAUUAAGAUUAAACUAGAAGCGAAGAUGAAAUUUAACGAACCAACUUUAUUUAAUUUAUGAGAGCUGAGAUUUAGCCUGACUUAACAAUCUUAGCAGUUGACUAUGAUCUAAGGCUGGGUCACAACAUCAUGGUUUAUGCUUCAAAUAAAAGCAAAGUUGAAAUAAUAAUAUAUGAGCUUAAGGUCUAAGAAGAAUAAAUCUAGGUUACUAAAAUCUGUGACCAUCUUAUUAAAUAAUUAGAAGAUCAGAAUGAUUCAAUAAUCAGUAUUCAAAUGAUUAGAAAAAAUAUGUCCUACUUUAUAUCAGGGUUCAUUACUAGGAAAGGAAAAGUGUUUUUCUUGAUGAACUUGGAACACAAGUACUCUCACAUUGAGGAAACAAUAACUAACAUUGAAAUGACUAAUGGUUAUCUACUCUCCAUUAUGAAGGAAAAAUUCACUCGACUUCAUGGACUUAGCUAAUGGUUGCAUUACAUCUCUUAAAAACGUCAAACCGUAGAAGUUUUUGAUAGACAGUAGUUAGAAUAUGACAAAAGAGAAAACUAUUUCGGCAGAUAGGAAAAUGAAAUCAUGUCAAUCAAUUUCAUGAAUAUCAAUCAUAAUCAAGUCUAUGAUAUUCUGGCUUAAUAUGAAGGAAAAUACAUGACUAAACUUAUUUUGUACGAGCUUUAGGCUAAAAUAAUACCUAUCAAAAGCCAAAUUUGCAAUAGCCUAUAUACAAUUGAUCACGUGAUGACCUAAUGUGACUAUCUCAAGUUCAGAGAAUAUGGUGGAUGCAAAAUGACUAUUAUGUUUUAGGGCUAGAAAAAUGACAAGCCUGAAAGAAGCAUAAUCUUUGGAUCUAAUGAAAAUUCAAGAAUCGUUGAAAUUGUUAAUGAUAUAGACUAUAGAUAUCGCUUAGUGAGUGUUCCAUCUGCCUCUGUAAAUAUGCUAUUCUUAGCAGAUACUAUCUCAAAGUCUUUGAUGGUAUUCAGUUUAAGUGAUGUUAAUCAGGUUCUUGAUUAAAAAGACCUUUGGGACUAUCUGACUCUUAAGGUAGAAAAUUUCGAUUACUUAUCUUGCAACUCUUAUUUCCUAGAUUCAGGAAAUCUGUAUUAUCUACAUGAGGGUAAUAUGGUUGAGAUCAAUUUAAAUUCAGGGAAGAAGUUCACAUUCGAUUUCAAGGGUAAUAUUAAAGCUUUGCUAGUGAUAGAAGGUAAAAGUGUUUACUUGAGAUGUCACGGAGAUUUCUUGUACUAUUUUGACUUAGAUUGGAUUUUCAACAAAGAAAUCGAAGAAAUUUAUGAAAACUCUGAUAGAAUGCUUAUAUCUGACCGUUAUGCUAAACUUGUAUGGUCUCCUAUUGUUGAUUGUGAAAGUUUAUUGAUUUAUAAAUUUGAGUUCGAUAUUUUAGCAAAUAAAAUAGCUACUUUUUCAUCACCUUGGACUAUCUAAAUUUUCAAUCCUAUGAAUUAAGCUAAGACAGAUUUGAUUGCAUCUCAUGAUUUUUGUCAUAGAUUCUUAACAUUCAAUGUUCACAAGAACUCUCCUUCUACUUAUUUAAAUACUGUAGUAGCUCUUGAUAAUUAGAGAAAUGAACUCAAAAUUUGGAGUAGUGGAACUGGUUUUUUAAAAGAUAGAGUUAGCAUUAAAAAUCAUGAUUACAAAGGUUUUUAAUUUUUAAACUAUUGGGGCAAUUAGUCUUUGAUUUUCAAGGUAAUUUUUAAUGGAUCUAAAGUUACUUUUUUGCUGAAGAAGAUUGAAAAUGAGAAAGUUGAAAAAAUAUAAGACCUGCAUAUAAAUUUAAAUGUGCCAGUCCCCUUAUUUUUUUCACCAGACUUCUCUACAUAUAUUGACUAUAAUGAUUAAUUGAAAGAAUUACAAUUAUAUCAGCUAAAAAGAAAUUCAGAAGAUGAGGGUUAUAGUACUCUUCAUAAAUAUUAAAGAGUUGAAAUUUCAAAUCAGAUUGAUAUAAAUGAUAUAAUGUUCUGUGGAAAGACUCAUGUUCCAUUCAUAAAUCUAGAGAGUAAUGAUAGGAUCACUUAUUUCACAAAGAUGAUGUCUAUUUAGAGUAUUCCACUUUUCUAGAUUGCAAAAGAUAAUAAGCACCUUAUAGAUGAAACUUUCAUCCAAGCAGAAUCAAUGGCUAUGUUCCAAAGAACUCUAAAUGCUCCAAGAGAUAUGGUUUUAGCUUCAUUAACAUCAGAAGAAACUAUUUAGUUAACCUAAGAUCUUAAAAAAAGAUUUUUUGUACACAAUGGUAAGUUUGCUGCAAUGAAUCAAAGCUUUGACACUUUCAUUUUGGGCAAUUUGAGAACAGUAUAAAGUUUUACAUUUUAUCACUGGAGAGUGAUUGAUCUACUUGAAAAUGAUUAACUAGAUAUUGAGCAUCUCAGCGUUGAAGUUAUCUAAGAGUUAUUGAAUGUUGUCCUACCAAAUGGUGAUACAAUGAUUCAUAUCCUUAUUAAAUCUAAUAUAGCCUAAUUUGAAAAGCUAUUGAAAGUCAUUGAAAAUGCCAGAGCUGAAGGAAAUACUGAAAUUAAACUACAUUUCAUGCCAAAUCUCUUAGGAAUUACUCCUCUUCAUCUGUGCAUAAAAAAUCAAUACUCAAAAGCUGCAGGGUCUAUACUAAUGGAAAUUGGAAAUAAUGCUCUUGAUGAUCAUGUCAAAUUUAUUAAGAAUACUUUUGCUGAUUUACUAGUUAUCUGUCCUUUAGCUCUUGGAGAUUAUCUUGAUAUGAGACUAAUAACUCCUCCUUGGGCUUUAACAUAUACGAAAGGUCAUUUAAUAAAGGUUAAUGGCAGUGAUUUCGCAGUUUUGCCUAGUAAUUUGAGACCUAUAGACGAGGAGGAACUCAAUCAAUAAUUAUUCUAGCAAGAUGAUGGUGAUGAAGACAAAGAUGUAAGAAUGCCUAUGAUAUUUCAAAUAGCAGAUUUACCAUGCUUCCAUCAUUUUAAUUGCGAGUAAAGCAUGCAAUUCUUAAAAUAAUUAUCUCUUUCCCAUGAUGUGGAAACUCUUUUUGGAAGAAAAUACAUUUAAGCUAUGCUGGAGAUGAGAUUACCAUUGAUUAGAAGGGCUAUUGUCUUUAAAGUAUUUCUUCCCUAUCUGAUUUAUUUAAUCUUGUUCAGUGUUUACUCCUAAUUCUUGAUGUUUAACGAUGAUAUGACAAGUUUUGUUUUCUCAAAUAUUAUUGAAUUCAUGAUGAUAGUAAAGACAAUAUUUUUCCUUCUAAAUACAAAGAAGCAGUUUAACAACCUAGAGCAAAACAUCUAUACUUGCAAGAUGUGGAAUUACUUUGACAUAUUCCCAAAAUUCCUAGUAAUUAUAUCUAUUAUUCUAAAGUUUUUUGAUGAUGUUGGGGCACUCACUGUGUAAAGUGAGAUAAAUGUUUUAAAUUCUUUUGCUUCAUUCUCCCUCUGGAUUAACCUACUUUACUUUUGCAGAAUUUUCCGUAGAACAGGGCAUUUAAUUCAGAUGAUUAUAGAAGUAGUAAAGGAUAUGAAGUAUUUCCUUGGCAUAGUAUUCUUGACUCUAAUGUCAUUUAGUGGCGCCUUCUUUAUUUUGAGCAAGAACAAUGAUGACACAAAAGAAUUUAUCACAUCUUUUUUUGAAUCAAACGCUUUUGUGUACAGGUUAAUUCUUGGAGAUUUUGAUACCACUAAUUUUGGAGAAAAAUAUGUUGUCAUUGUAUGGAUGUUCUUUAUGCUAGCUACACUAUUUCUAAUUAUCAUUAUGUUGAACUUGCUUAUUGCGAUUAUAUCUGACACGUUUGAAAGAGUCCAAGGAUAGGCAAAGUAGCGAAUGUACAAGGAAUUCGCAUAAUUAAUUAUUGAAAAUAUUCACUUGCUUUCUGAGGAGGAAAAAACAGCUUAUGAUUAGAAAGGAUAAUACUUGUACAUCGCUUCCCUAGAGAUUGAUGAAAACAGUAGUUCUGAUAUCUGGGAGGGUAAGAUCUCGGAAAUCAAGAAACUAAUUUUGAAGAAAACAGAUUAAAUGACUGAGACUCUUGAAUGUAAUAUAAAACAUAAAAGCAAAAAUAUUGAUUAGAACAGUCAAAUGCUAAAGAAAAUUAACGCUAAUAUGGUCUCUCUUAAAAUCUAAAUGAAAAACAAUCUUGACUAAUAGAUAAAAUCCCUAUAAGAUAAGCACUAAUCUGAUGUGAGUUUAUUGAAGAAUUAACUUGAUAAAAUCACCUUAAUGAUGGAGGCUUAGGUUUAGGAAAAAAAGAAAAAAUCCUCAAAUAUAUUCAGCAGUAUGCUGCCUUCAUCUAGGUCUGAGAUUAAAAAGUUCUGA